CGUACCAAGUGCGCAUGCGUGCCGGCCGCUAUUAAAAAAUGAAUUCCUGGUUCCCGCACUGUGAGCUGUACGUUCAUCGGCGCCGCCACGUUCGCGUCGCUAUUUUUGCGCGGUGAGACCGGGACCGCGCCCGAGCCGAGCGACGAGCGGCUCGAGGGGUAGCCAGCGGAGUAGCGCAGCGGCGGCGGGUGUGGUCGCGAGUGCGGUGCGGUGCAGUGCGGUGCAGUGCAGUGGCAGUGCGAGCGUGCCGGGCACGUGCGUCGGGCAGCGGCGGGCAGCGGCGGCCGGGCGAUGCGGUCGGCGCGCUGCUAGCACCCGCGACAUGGCGCGCCGCGCUGCCAGCGCCCGCGCCCGCGCCCGCGCCACCACACACGCACCAUGAGCGACCUGCAGGCCACAUUCGAGUUCUCCGUGGAACUCUACAAGUUCUACAAUGUCGACCUCUUCCAGAGAGGGCUUUACCAAAUUCGCGUGGGUCUCCGCGUGUCACCCAAGGUGCCGGUUCACAUCGAGGCGUCAGUGUCCAGCAGUAAUGGGGCAGCGAGAACCGGCCGGCCCGCCGCCAAUGCCUCGCUCAUCGGUGGCCUUGCGGCUUCCAGGGCCUUCCAGAUAAUGUACAGGAACGAGGAGGUCACGCUAAGAGACAUCGUACAUUUUAGAGCUCAUUUGCUAGUUGACAGUCGAAACUUGAAAGAAUCGUUAGAGCGAGCAGAAUGGAGUCUUGGGGUGGAGUUGUGGUGCAGCGAGGGCGCGCAGUCGAGCACCCUGGCACCUGUCUCCUGCCGAGUGCUGAAGCUGCACUUCCAACCAUCCCAGGGUCUGCAUUACCACCUGCCCGUGCUCUUCGAUUACUUCCACCUGUCGGCUGUCUCCAUAACAAUACAUGCCAGUCUAGUUGCUUUGCAUCAACCGUACAUCAAGUAA
This is a messenger RNA of Manduca sexta (tobacco hornworm), 924 nucleotides long. RefSeq names its product protein FAM135A-like. The record is from RefSeq and is a predicted model, not a curated record. The transcript has 3 exons. The coding region runs from base 379 to 924 and encodes 181 amino acids. Lineage: Eukaryota; Metazoa; Arthropoda; Insecta; Lepidoptera; Sphingidae.